Molecule: messenger RNA, 1808 nt
Organism: Tyto alba (common barn owl)
Lineage: Eukaryota; Metazoa; Chordata; Aves; Strigiformes; Tytonidae
Product: nascent polypeptide-associated complex subunit alpha, muscle-specific form-like
Exons: 4
Coding region: 1-1047 (348 amino acids)
Source: RefSeq, a predicted model, not a curated record
AUGCCCGGCAGCUUUGAAAGGAAAUGCCCCUCGCCAACCGCUGCGGCCGGCCCAGCUCCGCCAGCUGGCCCCGGCUCCUCCCAGGGCACCAAGGAAGCCCCCCGCGCCACCCUGGCUGGGCACAAAGGCCUCGCAGCCCUGCGCCCACCAGACCCCAAGGAGUCGCGAGACACAGCUCCCGCUCUGCCCGGCACGGCCACGCCGGCGCCACAAAAUAGGAGCUGCUGGGUGGCCCUAGAGCCAUCGCCAGCCUGCGGCCAGCGGCCACGGGGCGCGCCAGGAGCCUUCCCAAGGAGGACGACCAAGGCCAGGGCGAGCGAGCCCAAAGCCUUUGCCGCAAAGAGCGGGCGCCAAAAAGGGUGUCCCUGGGCGGUCUUGUGUCCCGGCAGGAGCCGGGGCCGCCCCAACAGUCUCCCCUGGCGGUCUUCCGUCCCGGCAGGAGCCGGGGCCGCCCCUAGUCUCCCCUGCGGUCUCCCAUCCCGGUUGGAACCGGGGCCGCUCCUGCUUAGCUUCCCCAGGGGGCCUGUUAAGGGGAGGGUAGCUGCACCGUGGCCCCCGCCAGCUCCGCCCCCCAGCACCGCCUUUAGCUCCGCCUCCUUUCCCGCUCCACCAGCUCCACAAAGGCUCCUGACAACAGGCCGGGCCGCACACUCGCCCUCGCCAAACCCAGCCCGAGCAAAGCCCUCGCACACUCGCCACACCCACCGGGGACCCUGCCACAGCACCUUCGCGGCCUCUCGGCUCCCAGCGCACCACCACGCCUGCCACCCCCCGACCACUGCCCCGGGCACCUUCGGGGCCACCCGCGCCCCAGGCUCACCCUUCACCUUCCCUCGGCACAUCGCGCGGGAAAAGGAAGGCAUUUUUUCCCACGGCCCGCCCCUGGGCACCUCGUGCUGCUGCGUGGCUUCCUCAGCGUCCGUCCGACCGACAAGGGGGCGCCUGCUUUCAUCGCCGGAAAUCCCGCGGGCACCCUCUCCAAUCCGAAGACGCUCACUCGAUUCUUCGGACCGGCCUCCCGUCAAGGGACACGAGCCCCUCUGCUAACCGCGCCUCACCUCUCGGCAUGGCUACAAGCUUUUCCCACCGGGAAAGCUGUGAUUUACGGAUGAAAGACUUCACAACAAAGGGUUGUAAAGCAGCUCCACAAAGGCUCCUGACAACAGGCCGGGCCGCACACUCGCCCUCGCCAAACCCAGCCCGAGCAAAGCCCUCGCACACUCGCCACACCCACCGGGGACCCUGCCACAGCACCUUCCCGGCCUCUCGGCUCCCAGCGCACCACCACGCCUGCCACCCCCCGACCACUGCCCCGGGCACCUUCGGGGCCACCCGCGCCCCAGGCUCACCCUUCACCUUCCCUCGGCACAUCGCGCGGGAAAAGGAAGGCAUUUUUUCCCACGGCCCGCCCCUGGGCACCUCGUGCUGCUGCGUGGCUUCCUCAGCGUCCGUCCGACCGACAAGGGGGCGCCUGCUUUCAUCGCCGGAAAUCCCGCGGGCACCCUCUCCAAUCCGAAGACGCUCACUCGAUUCUUCGGACCGGCCUCCCGUCAAGGGACACGAGCCCCUCUGCUAACCGCGCCUCACCUCUCGGCAUGGCUACAAGCUUUUCCCACCGGGAAAGCUGUGAUUUACGGAUGAAAGACUUCACAACAAAGGGUUGUAAAGCAGGUAUGUUUAUUCGGCGCCGGGCACGUGGGGGAUGGCUCCGCCACAACAAGCAUGCGCGCCCCCCUGCCCUGCUAGUCUUGCUUCUAUGUUACAAAGCGUUGCAUAUUCACGAGACGCCUAUGCAUAUUCAUAACCUA